Molecule: messenger RNA, 3668 nt
Organism: Zootoca vivipara (common lizard)
Lineage: Eukaryota; Metazoa; Chordata; Lepidosauria; Squamata; Lacertidae
Biological process (GO): regulation of transcription by RNA polymerase II
Cellular component (GO): nucleus
Molecular function (GO): sequence-specific DNA binding; DNA-binding transcription factor activity, RNA polymerase II-specific
Source: RefSeq, a predicted model, not a curated record
ACUUGGCGCGGCGUGCCCUGCCAUACCGUACCAGCAUGUCUUAUUUUCGGGGUAUGCCUUAUAUUUCGCCAGGUCUUGAAAAUCCUGCCAUGCCUUAUUUUUUAGGGAUGCCUUAAAAUAUGAGAAACACGGUAUUACAAACAAGAGGACUGUACAGGAGCCUUGUAAGCAGCUUUAUCUCUGCUUGAUUUACAGCAGGCACGUCCAACAGGUAGAUGUCUGUGGUAGAUCACUGCUAGAUCACUGGCACCCCUAAAAAAAGCUCACCCAAAAUUUUCCUCCUCCCUAAAAAAAGCUGAACUAUGACCUGAAGCCCUAAACAAAAAUGGGCCUCCCUUCCUCCUAAAAGAAGCUCAACAAGUUUGACCUAAACCCCCCAAACAGGGCUUCCCUUCCUUAAAAAAACUCAACAGCUUUGACCUGAACCCCCAAAAGAGGGUAGAUCACUCCCAGUUUUUAACUCUGUGAGUAGAUCAGAGUCUCUUGGGAGUUGACCACCCCUGAUUUACAGUAUACAGAUGCAGGAGGAGGGGCAGACUGGAACACCACUGCUUUUUAUGAACAUCACUGUGUCUAUCAAAGCUACAGCUCUCCCUUUUUCUUAUUCACUUCAUUUUAGCCUUGCAGAGCCACCUCAGUCAAAUUGAAUCCUCUGCACCCUCAUUAAAUCGUCAGUAGAACUCUUAAUGCGAUCCCUGAAUGCUCAUUAACAACUCCCACUGAAGAACAAUAGGGUGAAGUGGUGAGCUAUCAAAUCUUGCCUGAAAGGGGAUAUCUGCUCCAUUGUCUUAACUGCUUAACUACCGGUAGUCACUUUGCUUUAUUUAUUUGAUGUGUUUUUGUUACAGCUGUGUUUCCCCCACACACACACAGCAAGCGGAGACCAAGCGGCUCUCGCUAAAGCAAAGCACGUCUCGUCUCCCGUUUGCCCUUUUCCACUUCAGUUUUUGGAGGGGAAAAGUGCUGGUUAUGGUCUGUAAAAUAUGUUAAUUUUUUGCUUUGGGGGGGGGAGCUGCCCCCGUCUGCCUCCCCGGGUACGCCUAUGAUGCAGAGCCAUCCCCUCUAGCCGGAAAAUCCCUGCAGGGACAGAGAUUUCCCCUCCUGCACAUAAAAAGAGGAGGAAUAUGCCGACAGGGCCUGCCCAAAACAUUUCGGCCCCGUUCUUGCCACCCGCCCCCUGUUUAGUGAGUUGGAGGUGAUGUUGUGGAGGAAAUGUUGCUUUCUCUGGAAAAAGAAUAAAAGCAGACUUCUAAACACAACUCCAGGCCACGCCACUCAGAAACCCCCACACAACAAAAGAGACAAAAACCAGGUUGCAGUGUUUGGUGCCCUCUGGAAAUUUCAAGAGGUCACUAGUUCUUAGCACUCCGAUUCCGAUAAUCGGGGAUCAUUGUGUGAGCUCUGCAUUGCUCCCACCCUGCCUGCCCAAUGCACAUAGUUACGUCCUCAGCUAUUAGGUUCAAAUCCCAGCUUCCCCAGAAAGCUCCCAUGGUCUCCUUGAGACAAUUGCAACCUCCCAUCUUAACCUACCUCGCAGGAUUGUUGUGGAGGAAAAAUGUGUGAGGGAAGGGACCAUGCACAGCCUCCUCAACAGAUCAAUGGAAUGAAAGGGAAUUAUUGCUAUAAGCCAGCUGUAGCCCCUGUCAGGGGGAAAAGGCAGGAUGUGUACAUCAAAAUGAUGAUGAUGAUGGAAAUUGCAAAAUCCUUGCAAGAGCUCUGAGACUCCCUUCUUCCUCCCUCCCAGGAAUCUAAAGCUGUUUUAGCAUCACUACAAACCUAGCAAGGAUGGAAGAAGGAAGAUGGACGGUUGACCUGGUCCCUCUGUAUCCUGCGUCCCUCCCCACAACUUCUGACCGGUCUCUCCCAGGAACCUCAGAGAGAUCUAGUGAUGGAGAAGACAGUUGGAACUCUAGAGCGCCACCUGUAGUUUCAUUGGGAGUAAAGAAGAAAUCUUUUAAAUGUGUGGAAUGUGGAUUUUGCUUCCGUCAUCGUUCACACCUGAGGGUGCAUCAACGGAUUCACAGAGGAGAGAAGCCUUUUGAAUGUAUGGAAUGUGGAAAAUGUUUUAGGCAGAAGGCACACCUUACUUCGCACCAACGAACUCACACUGGGGAGAAGCCAUUUAAAUGUAUGGAGUGUGGAAAGAGCUUCAGUCAUAACAGCACACUUACUUUACAUCAGCGAACUCACACAGGUGAAAAACCAUUUAAAUGUAUGGAGUGUGGAAAGAGCUUUAAUCAGAGUGGACACCUUACUUUACAUCAUCGGACUCACACAGGGGAGAAACCAUUUAAAUGUAUGGAGUGUGGAAAGAGCUUCAGUCAUAACAGCACACUUACUUUACAUCAUCGGACUCACACAGGGGAGAAACCAUUUAAAUGUAUGGUGUGUGGAAAUACUUUCAGUACUGGUUCAACGCUUAAUAUUCACCAUCGAAUCCACAAAGGAGAAAAACCAUAUGAAUGUAUAGAAUGUGGAAAGAGCUUCACUUAUAGGGCAGAUUGCAGAAGACACGAACGAACUCACACAGGGGAGAAACCAUUUAAAUGUAUGGAGUGUGGAAAGAGCUUUAAUCGGAGUGGACACCUUACUCAACAUCAUCGGACUCACACAGGGGAGAAACCAUUUAAAUGUAUGGUGUGUGGAAAUACUUUCAGUACUGGUUCAACGCUUGAUAUUCACCAUCGAAUCCACACAGGAGAAAAACCAUAUGAAUGUAUAGAAUGUGGAAAGAGCUUCACUUAUAGGGCAGCUUGCAGAAGACACGAACGAACUCACACAGGGGAGAAACCAUUUAAAUGUAUGGAGUGUGGAAAGAGCUUUAAUCAGAGUGGACACCUUACUCAACAUCAUCAAACUCACACAAGGGAGAAACCAUUUAAAUGUAUGGAGUGUGGAAAGGGCUUCAGGGAUGGCUCAGGACUUACUAAACAUCUACAAACUCAUAAAGGGGAAAUUCAAGUUUAAAUGUAUGGAGUUUGUGUGGUGUUCUGGUGUUUGUAUGCAAAUUUGUAGGCACAUGUAUUAAACUAGUGCACAAGAGGUCAUGCUAGAUAAUAUGGGGAGGGUGUGAAUUUGGAGUCUUGGUGGUGUGUGAGCUGAGUUUUGAUGCCCCCUUUUCACUGCCCAAAUGAUGGGCCUAUCUUGUCCUUUCAAUCGGCAUCACUGUUGAGAUACAACAAGUGCUCACUACCUGAACUUUGCAUAAUCCUUUGAAUACCAUUUUUAUAAUAUGAUUUCCCAGCUGAAUGAAAAGGUUUCUGUAUUAAAAAAAUCAUUUGGUGUUUUAAAACUCAUCGGCUGCAUUUUCCAUACCACUGGAACACUGACCAUCCCCUGUGCUACUAAUCAGUGAGCUUUGAAUUCAAUAUACCAUGAUUAGACCAUUUUAAAGAGCUACAGUACCCUGCUUUAGCUCAUAAUCUGUUUGACCUCUUCUCCUCCUGCCUACCCUUUAUUCAAAUAAAGUUUCAGAGUUUGAUGAUUGGAGUGUGUGUGAUUGUCAGCCUCAUUUAUUUGGUAUCCCCCUGGGCUUAGGUUGCCUUGGGUUUCACGGUCUUGGGAGUUCCAAGUCCACAAGAGGUAAAGUCAGGAAUUUCCUUUCUUUUGGGGGGAGAAGGUGCGAACGGGAGGGAGAUGGUUUUAGCCUCUGCAUAAAUGCAAAGGGA